Messenger RNA from Tigriopus californicus, 711 nucleotides. RefSeq names its product succinate dehydrogenase cytochrome b560 subunit, mitochondrial-like. The transcript is spliced from 5 exons. The record is from RefSeq and is a predicted model, not a curated record. NCBI's taxonomy places the organism in Eukaryota, Metazoa, Arthropoda, Copepoda, Harpacticoida, Harpacticidae. Gene Ontology annotation, cellular component: membrane. Bases 89 to 622 code for a protein of 177 amino acids. Gene Ontology annotation, biological process: tricarboxylic acid cycle; mitochondrial electron transport, succinate to ubiquinone. Gene Ontology annotation, molecular function: succinate dehydrogenase activity; electron transfer activity.
AUCCAAGAACAUAAGGUAUCUGCAAUCAGCAUCAGCUGACAGCAUACUGAUAGACAAAGGUUGAUACGGAUGCAUUAGAGUCUUCAAAAUGGCCUUUUCGCAAAUUAGGAGACUACCUUUGUCGUGCUCACAGACAGCGUUCUGGGCCAAUCAGCGAGUGUUGUCCACUGGUCGUCCUUGCUCGGCUCUCAAAUCCAUCACAGCCAAUGAGCAUGCCAUCCAAAAAGAAGAGUUCUUUGCCAAAAAUGAGCGCCUCCAACGACCCACCUCGCCUCAUUUGACCAUAUACAAGUUCCAGAUGACGUCCAUGCUAUCCAUUACACAUCGUGCCACGGGUUUGGUGCAAAGUGGUCUUCUGGGCGGGUUCGCCGUCGGUACCAUGAUCCUACCCGGCACCUUUCCGCAAUUCUUGGACACCCUUACCCAAGCUCAUUUUGGACCAGCUUUGAUUUUUGCGGCCAAAUUCGCCUUGGCUUGGCCCUUUGCCUACCAUCUUUUGAAUGGUGUCCGACAUUUGUCUUGGGACAUGGGAUACGGUUUCCAAAUGCCCGAUCUCUAUAAGACUGGAUACGCGGUUCUGGCCCUUUCUGUGGUGGUGGGGGGAGCCUUGGCUGCAAUGUAGUCCUACAAAUGAACCACAAAUUUGAACAUUGUAUAUCCAUAAGAACAAUUGGAACACCCAAGAUAAAAGAAUAAAUCAACAGUUUUUUU